Molecule: messenger RNA, 247 nt
Organism: Staurois parvus
Lineage: Eukaryota; Metazoa; Chordata; Amphibia; Anura; Ranidae
Source: the annotation of a GenBank genome assembly
AUGGGGCCCCCGGGCAAUAGGGGAUCAUGGGGCCCCUGUGUCCUCACCCACACUCAAACCACAUCCAAAAAAAGCCUAUAAAAGGUACCAGGGGCAUCUCAUGGUGCCCCCUACUGACCCCGGGCCCUCGGGCAGUGCCCGAGUUUCCAAAUGGUUAGUCCGCCCCUGCCCACUCCCCACUUCUGCUGCGACCACCUAGGUCAGCUUUUUUCAACCUUUUCAAUGCAGAGCAACCCUUGACAUACGU